Messenger RNA from Camellia sinensis, 763 nucleotides. NCBI's taxonomy places the organism in Eukaryota, Viridiplantae, Streptophyta, Magnoliopsida, Ericales, Theaceae. The record is from RefSeq and is a predicted model, not a curated record.
AAAUCUAUUCUAGGCUUUCCUUUGAAGUCAGUGGACCUUUUUCUUGGAAGUUUGGGCCCCAACAACUCGUCCUUCAGACCCAUUCAGAUAGGGAAAACACAAAUUUCCACCUGUAAAAGGGCACUUACUGUUCAAGCUGGAUACGGUAAUGGAGGAAGGCCAGGACAUGCAAGUACCUUUAUUGGUGGCUUUGUUUUGGGAGGACUAGUUGUUGGCACACUCGGUUGUGUAUUUGCACCUCAGAUCAGUAAGGCACUGGCUGGAGCUGAUAAAAAUGACUUAAUGAAGAAAUUGCCUAAAUUUAUAUUUGAUGAAGAAAAAGCUUUGGAGAAAACACGCAAGGUACUGGAAGAGAAGAUAGCACAGCUGAGCACUACUAUAGAUAAUGUUUCUGCUUCGCUCCGAUCAGAAGAUGCCCCAAAUGGAGCGGCUGUGGAUGCAGAUGAACUAGAAGCGGCCAUAUAAGAAUGCUCAUGUUUACUUUUUUGGUAUCACUAGCUUCCACCUCUAUUAAUUGUCAGAUUAAGAAAUAGUACUUUAAUUUGUUGUGUUUUUUCCUUCCUUCUUGACAGUUAAUGUAGUGGUUUCUUUUUAUGUGGCGGUUCUGUGCACGACUAAACAAAACAUUGCUCAACAUCUGGGCUGAUUUAUGUAUUAGCUGAUAUUCCAUCUUGGUGUUUGAGAUUUGUUUCUCCUGGCCAAGUAUUUGCAGCUGAAAGAGACAUUGAACAUUAUUAUUGUCAAUUGGUCCAUACAUUUUCCA